AGUUCAGUCUUGAGUGUACUGUCUGCAGUACUCGGUAACCACGGCGUAAAUUAAUUAUAUAAAAUAAUUCAUAAAAGUUUUUAUUGAAGUGCUCUAUAAUAUAAAAAUGUUGGGAAGACUUGCUUGUUUAGCUGUUUUGUUAUUACUGGGACAACAAGUUUUAGCACAAACUCAAACCAAUGCACCAGUAUAUUGCAAUAAUGCCACAAGCAUUACUAACUUUACACUAAGUGAUUUGUCCGGUGUUUGGUAUGAGGUAGCAAGGAAUCCUGCUACGCUCAUAAGCGUACUUUGUACUCAAGUCAACAUCACAUCAAUGCCGAACAAUAUAAUGAACAUACAGACCACCUACUCAAAUUCUCCAUCAUAUCCUUGGGUUAACGUAACAGAAACUGCAAAUGUCACUAGCACUAUUUCACAAUAUGGCUUCAAUGUAACAUAUUACUUAUAUAACACACCAUCGCAGACGACCCUAACCUUUAAGGUACUAGCUCUAAAUCCAAGUACGAAUGCCUACAUUUGUGGUUACUCAAAUGGUAGUGAUCCUAGCACCUUUUUUGACGUAAUCUUAUCACGUCAACGCAUAUUGAAUUCUACAACUUUGACUGCUUAUGAAAAUGGUGGUCCACCUAAUUUCGUUGGUUUCGGUAGUUCAGUGAUGACUCCAAUAUCGCAGACUCAGAGCUGCUAUGCCAAUGGUGCCACUUCCACAGUUUCAUUUAUGGGUGUGGUUCUUGCCUUGCUUUAUGCAAUGUUCCACUUGGUUCAGUAAACACUCAACUAUGUGAUCAGAAAUUAUCACAAAAUUUUAAAGUUUUUAUAUUAAUGUAUGUUUUUUUAUAAAUAUUAACAUAUGAAUAAACAUGACAAUGGACAUGAGUUCCACUUA
Teleopsis dalmanni is the source of this 889-nucleotide messenger RNA. RefSeq lists its product as uncharacterized. The transcript has 3 exons. The record is from RefSeq and is a predicted model, not a curated record. The coding region runs from base 107 to 772 and encodes 221 amino acids. NCBI's taxonomy places the organism in Eukaryota, Metazoa, Arthropoda, Insecta, Diptera, Diopsidae.